AUGGAAGACUCACGGCAAGAAGAACUAGAAGAAGAAGUUAAUGCAACAACAGGAAGUUUCAUUUGCGAGAUUUGUGUCGAAUCCGUAUCCAAAAACAAGAAAUUCAAGACCAAAAACCAUUGUGUUCACCAUUUCUGUGUAAACUGCAUUGCUAAAUAUAUCGAAACAAAGAUCACGGAGAACACAGUGAAGAUAAAAUGCCCGGGAUUGGACUGUCAGCAAGUUUUAGAUCCUAUUUCUUGCAGAGAAAUUAUCCCACAAAGUAUUUUCUCAAAGUGGUGCGAUGUUCUUUGUGAUAAUUACAUUCUAGGGUUUGAAAGGAGCUAUUGCCCAAAUAGGAAUUGCAGGGAGUUGGUGGUGAAUGAGUGUGGUGAGAAUUUGAAGAAAAGUAAAUGUCCAUAUUGUGAGGAAUUAUUUUGUUUUGAGUGUAAGGUGGCAUGGCAUGCUGGGUAUGGAUGUGAAGAAGGUAGAAAUAUGAGGGACGGGAAUGAUAUUUUGUUUGGGCAGCUUGUUGAGAAGAGAGCAUGGAUUCGGUGUCCUGGUUGUGGACACUGUAUUGAACACAGAGAUGGCUGUUUCGUUAUCACAUGCAGGUUUUAA
Molecule: messenger RNA, 600 nt
Organism: Pistacia vera
Lineage: Eukaryota; Viridiplantae; Streptophyta; Magnoliopsida; Sapindales; Anacardiaceae
Product: probable E3 ubiquitin-protein ligase RNF217
Exons: 1
Coding region: 1-600 (199 amino acids)
Biological process (GO): positive regulation of proteasomal ubiquitin-dependent protein catabolic process; protein polyubiquitination; ubiquitin-dependent protein catabolic process
Cellular component (GO): ubiquitin ligase complex; cytoplasm
Molecular function (GO): zinc ion binding; ubiquitin conjugating enzyme binding; ubiquitin protein ligase activity
Source: RefSeq, a predicted model, not a curated record